This is a messenger RNA of Naegleria fowleri, 1854 nucleotides long. RefSeq lists its product as uncharacterized. Gene Ontology annotation, biological process: monosaccharide metabolic process. Gene Ontology annotation, cellular component: cytoplasm. The record is from RefSeq and is a predicted model, not a curated record. Gene Ontology annotation, molecular function: intramolecular oxidoreductase activity, interconverting aldoses and ketoses. Lineage: Eukaryota; Heterolobosea; Eutetramitea; Acrasida; Naegleriidae. The transcript has a single exon. The coding region runs from base 1 to 1854 and encodes 617 amino acids.
AUGAAAAGAUCAACCAACACAAUUGUUUCAUUCGCAAAGCUGCAGUCUGUAGUGCCAUUAUUCUUGCACAGAAGGAACCACUCAAUUUCCUUCGCCAAUACCCAUUCGGGAAAAUGGUCGACCACACUCCUCUCACAUUCCGAACAUAAGAAUUUUCAUUCAAAUUUAAUUUCUACAACUGUACUGGAGAGCUCAUCAUCCUCUUUGAAUGAAUCAUCAAGCCUUCAUCAAAAGAUACCAUCCAUUAAAUUGGGAGUGCUAUUCGCAUGGAGUGGUAUGCAUGAAAGAAUGCAAAGAACAUUUGAAGAAAAGAGCCAGGAAAUUUUAAACACUGCUGUACUUCCGAAUUAUCAAGUGGAUAAGCAACAUAUUUUGUACAUGACAAAGCAAAACAAGCCAAGUAUUGAAAAACUGAAACAAAUUUAUCAAAACUGCAACGUAUUGUUGGUGUGUCCAAUGACAGGCGGAACAGAAGAAAUACUGCAAGAUUUGGUUUCAUUGAAAAAACCAAUUGUACUUUAUGGAGAGAGUUAUCAUAAUUCAAUUGCUGCCUCUCUAGAACUUCGGCAAUAUUUCAGAGAUUACAUGCUUCCAUCUGUACUUAUUAACAAGAUGGAUCAAAUUCAUUCAAAGAUAUCUGAAUUUGCAACUAAAUACGAGCAGAGCUGGAAACAUUUCCUAAGUUUAAGGCUAGGUCUUAUUGGGGAAAUUUCACCAUGGCUUAUUAACGAGAAGGACUUUGUUACCAAAGAAUCGUUGCAAGAAAAUGGUGGUCUAGAAGUUGUUACUCCAUCAUUUAGAUUACCAUUCACCAAGAUAUCAUCCAAGGAGCUUUAUGACACGUUCAAAGAGGUUUCACAGGAUGAGGCUAAAGAAGUUGCCGUUCUAGUUCAAGAACUUCACGAGCAAAAAGUGAAAUCAGUUUGUUGCGGUGGAAGAAAGAAAGAUGCAACUCCUCAAACCAAUGAGGAUGCAAGCUGUCAAGGUAAUGAACAAUGUGGCUCAAAUGGUAGUGGCUCAUGCAAGUCAGAUGAUCAUCACCAUCACCAUUCUUGCUCUGGAGAGGCAGUAUUAAGCAAGGUUUCUCGGGAAUCUCUUCCUGUUGUGCCAAAGGACAGUCUUAUUGAGGCAUGUAAAGUCUAUAUUGCCAUUCAACGACUUCUCAAUAUGUACAAAUUGGACGGAUUUACCAUUGGAUGUUUUGAUUUAAUUGCUGACAUCAAGACUACACCUUGUCUCGCACUUGGACUUUUGAAUGGCAUUUCACAACUUAAACUGAGUGAUGGAAAACUAUUGACAAUGAAGGCAAGUGCAUGUGAAGGAGAGUUGAAUUCCUUACUUGCAAUGGUCUUGUGUCAAAAGUUUUUAAACAAAUCACCCUUUAUGGCCAACAUUGUCGAUUUCACACCUUCACAAAACGGAAUGGAAGACGAAUUAUUAAUUGCACACUGUACAGCUCCAAUGAUUCCAGGCCUUCCUUUCGAGCUAACCACUCAUUUUGAAAGUGGAAUGGGUGUAGCAGUUCGAGUCGACAUGCCAACAGUAACAGGUUUGAGAAAUGUAAAAUCAGGUCAUGUGAACGGCAAAACUGUUGCCGCCUUAGGAGCCUCUUCCGCAAUGGCCACCCUCAUUAAGAUAAAGAAUACUAGGGAUGUCAUUAUCGCUCCUGUAGUUGUUUACGACAAAGAGACAUCAUUGCUAAGGUGCAGGACUCAACUACGACUAAGAAUGCAACGAGUGAACGAUUUUGUGGACUCAACCUUUGGUAAUCAUCAUUUAUUGGUCUAUGAAAAUUACUGGAAUGUCAAAGAUAUGUUUAGCGAGCUUGGAUUUAAUAUUACUGAACACAUGUAG